Molecule: messenger RNA, 768 nt
Organism: Sinocyclocheilus grahami
Lineage: Eukaryota; Metazoa; Chordata; Actinopteri; Cypriniformes; Cyprinidae
Product: C-type lectin domain family 17, member A-like
Exons: 6
Coding region: 1-768 (255 amino acids)
Source: RefSeq, a predicted model, not a curated record
AUGUCUGAUGCUAUUUAUAAUGAUGUGAUCAGAACUGAGUCUGAGAGAGUGGAGAUGAUGGUGGCUAUCUAUGAGAGUGCUGAUUGUGUGAGAGAUCAUGACUUCAGGACAGAGACAAACACACACCAACCACUACAGCGUACAGGAAGUGAUUCAGUGAAGAGCAGAAGCUCCAGAGCAGCUGUAGUGUGUUUGGUUCUGCUGUGUGUUCUUCUGCUGACUGCAGUCAUAGUGCUGUGUGUCCACAUCCAUACAAACAACACAAACUACACACAAGAGAGAGAUCAGCUACUAACCAAGAUUAACAACCUCACAGAAGAGAGAAACCAGAUGUUGACCAACAUUACCAACCUCACCGAUGAGAGAGACCAGCUACCUAAAAUACUUGAACUGUUUGUGUUUACAGAUGAAUGGUUAUACUAUAAAUUUAGCUUGUACUACAUUUCCUUUGAGAAGAAGAGCUGGACUGAGAGCAGAAGAUACUGUACAGAGAGAGGAGCAGAUCUGAUCAUCAUAAACAACAGAGAGGAACAAAAUUUGUUUAGGAAAAUGUCUGAUGGUGCUAAAGUCUGGAUUGGUCUGACUGACAGUGAUGUGGAGGGCAGCUGGAAAUGGGUUGAUGGCAGCACACUGACCACUGGGUUCUGGGGUCAUAAAGAGCCAAAUGGAAAAAGAGGAGAGAACUGUGCUCUAACUUACAAUCACGGUGGAAUGAUUAUCCAUGUUCAGAAACUUUUAAAUGGAUCUGUUCAUGAGGUGCACCUUUGA